This is a messenger RNA of Yamadazyma jaroonii, 2193 nucleotides long. The record is from the annotation of a GenBank genome assembly. NCBI's taxonomy places the organism in Eukaryota, Fungi, Ascomycota, Pichiomycetes, Serinales, Debaryomycetaceae.
AUGAGUGAUUAUGAUGACGAGGAUGCUUGGUCAUAUUCCUUCCCUCCGUCUAGUGAUUCACUCCCUUUGAAUAAGGAUGCAAAUACUGCCGAUUCCAAUGAUAAAUCUGAUAAGCCAGAUUUGAAUAAAAUUGAUGAAAAAUUGAAUAAUUUAUCAGCUACUUCUCCGGCUUCAGGUUUAGGUAUUGAUAUUUUAAAGGCCAACACUGCUAAUGGUAAUAACAAUGGCAAUACCAAUGGUACCAGUAAUGUCAAUGGAUUGAUGAGAACUGGUUCGGCAUCUCCGUCAAUUGGUUCUUUACCUUUACAAUCACCAUUCUUAUCAAAAUCUACACCUGCCAACCCAUUAACCACAAAGGAAGAUGCAAGCUCAAUUAUUUCCAAAGAUAGUAAGAACAGCAAUGCCUUGUCUAGUCUAGAACUUACCCAAGAAGAUAGCUUGGUCGAUAAGUUGUUAGAGUCACCAAAGAAAAGUUACUUCACUCGACCUAAUUCUUCCAUAUCAAACACUACAGUUUUAGAUCAUAAACGUACUAAUACUGCCAGCGAAAUAGGACUAGGAUUGGAAAAAUCUCCACAAAUAAUAGCUUACCGAAAGUCUCGAAGAACCACAAGUGAAGGAAAUUAUGAAGAAUUAGAUGUCAAUUCUACACCACCGGAAAAAUUCGAUAACAAACUAUAUGUUGAUGAAAAGUUCAAAGACACCAAAUAUAGAUAUACAACCAUCAAGAGAAACACGGACUAUCAUCAAUUAUUCCGAUCCUUGGACCUUACUGAUAGGUUGCUUGACGAUUUUGCAUGUGCUUUGAGUAGAGAGAUUCUCUUACAAGGUAGAAUUUAUAUUAGUGAAACUUAUAUUUGCUUCAAUUCAUCAUUAUUGGGAUGGAUAACUAAUCUUAUCAUUGAGAUGGACGAUAUUGUCAGAUUUGAAAAGAGAGCUACAGCAGGGAUAUUCCCCAACGGAAUAAUGAUCGAAACUAAAGAUACUAAACAUGUAUUUGCAAGUUUCAUAUCAAGAGAUUCAACUUUUGAUUUCAUGAAAACCGUGUGGGAGAAAACAACUGGAAGAAAAAUGACCGAAGCAGAUCCUAAUGCCGAAGGUGAUAAUGAUGAUAGUGAUGAUGAUUCUAAGGUGAGAUCAUUUAUCAUGUCUUUGGAUGGAGACGAUGAAGCAGAAAAACCUAACCCGGUUAUCGAAGGUGAUGGUUUGAUCAGUGAUGAAGAUUCAGAUUCUAAACCACAACCAUCUACUAAUAAUAUUGAAAUUGUCAAGUUCAAAGCUGACAGUGUCUAUAAAAAUAAUGGACCAGAAAUCCACAAACCAACAGAGAUUGAUGACGCUAUCAAUGAGAAUGAAAUCGAAUUAUGUAAUGAAGUUAUUGAAGCUCCUAUGGGAAUGGUGUUUGAAAUAUUAUUUGGUGAUAACUCUCAACCAUGGUUUGAGAAAUUUUUGAAUGAUCAUGAUUCUGACGAAUUGACAGGAUUUGGAAAAUUCCCAUCUCAAGAUAAAAACCAAUCAAGAAACUAUACAUAUAAGAAAUCGUUGGGGUAUUCCAUUGGACCCAAAUCAACUAUUUGUCAAGUAGAAGAAGUUAUUGAACACUUGAAUUUUGAGAAAUCCAUUUUAGUAACGACAGUGACUAAAACCCCUGAUGUUCCUCUGGGGAACUCAUUUAGUGUCAAAAACAUCUAUAGGUUCUCAUGGGGUAAGAAAAAUACCACCAAUUUGCAAAUUUCCUUCUUCAUUGAAUGGACAGGCAGGUCAUGGAUCAAAAAUAUCAUUGAAAAGUCGACUUUGACUGGCCAAACUGAUAGUUGCAAAGAUUUGAUUGUCAGUUUAAAGAAAGAAAUCGAAGAUAACACAACAUCAGUAUCACAGCCUUCAACUAUUGAAAUCAGUGAAUUAGAAAAAUCCACCACUCCAGAACCUAAACCAGUUGAAGUCAAACCUGAACCUGUUGCAACAUUCUCAACCAAUACUUUAUUAAGGAACAAUAUCGUCUUCGUUUGUUAUUUGAUAGUGGCGUUCUUGGCUAUCAUUAUCGUCUUACAACUACUCAAUUUCAGAAUCAAUAGUGAAAACAAUAUUCUUAUUAAACAACAAAUCACUAUCAACAAACUAUUGAUUGAGUUAUUAAAACAAAAUGCUAAUGUCGGGCAUAUAAUAGAAACUUAUGAGUUUAAUGAAUUAUGA